Messenger RNA from Paecilomyces variotii, 2106 nucleotides. RefSeq lists its product as hypothetical. The record is from RefSeq and is a predicted model, not a curated record. Bases 322 to 1953 code for a protein of 543 amino acids. The transcript has 2 exons. NCBI's taxonomy places the organism in Eukaryota, Fungi, Ascomycota, Eurotiomycetes, Eurotiales, Thermoascaceae. Gene Ontology annotation, biological process: cellular response to glucose starvation; protein catabolic process in the vacuole.
UUUUUUUGCGCUUUGGCUGCCCGGCUUAUCGCGCUGCUAUCGCCACCAUCCCGGCCCUCCGCGACUCCGCGCCGCCUCCCUUCGGUUUUGGACGGGCUCGAGCCUUUUACAUCGAACAGUUACACCACUGUCCUGUUGGCUCUUCUGUCUCUCUGACCGACUUGCUGAGGCUGUUUCGUCUACGUCUUCCAUCCACCUAAACUACUACUACUACUAUUACAGUCUCGACCGCGGGCAGAAGGAAAACCUGAAUAUCAACCGCCUCAUGCCAAACUAUAUCACCUUUUUGAUCUGGUAGUCGUCUCCGAUGCUGCUGCUAAGAUGACUGCUGUGCUUCUGGCUCCUGGCCGGUCGCCGGGGGACGUUCGAUAUUGUCACACGGAUCUACGCCAUGCCAGUGCGGAGGACCUGCUAGAUGUCCAGGAUGCCUUUCUUUCUUCGUCUCCUCGCGACUACACUGGCUAUCCUGAGAUAUCGCGGUCGCCAUCCGUCUCAUCCUAUGCUCACUCUGCGUCUACCUCUUCGACCUUUGCCACAUGCUCUCCUUCAGUGACACCAAACUCGUCCCUCAGCCCCAACGACAACAGUGUCGAUGAUGACAUUGCGUUUCCGUCCUACGAUGAAGACUGUUCAUUCGAAACCACCGUUCGGACCAACCAACAAACAGGUGUAGAGUCAGCGAAUCCCUCUCUGGAGGCUCAUUGCGGGACCUCCACCCCAGACUCUCUACUGCCAACCGGCAAGGCCGCCAAUGACGAUAUAGCGAUAGAAGAUGAACCCUCGAGGCAUGUGGAUUAUCUCUCGCAUGAUUGGCGUGAGGAGGAUAUCUGGUCAUCCUGGCGCUACGUUAUCUCUCGAAGAAAUAUGUAUGCAAAUGCGGUGCGGUUAGAGAAUGCCUCGUGGAGGACGUGGGCCAAAGCGAAAUACAAGUUGCGGACAGUGUCGCCGGAGACAUUGAACUGGCUGAAGGACUGCGAUGUAACCUGGCUAUAUGGGCCUCUCCAAACCGAGAAUAAGCAACCAACAGUAUCUAGUACAGGCAGCCGGGUUGGGACCCCUGCUUCGUUCAAGUCCAUCUUGAAGAAGAAGACUGCUUCGGAGAAUAUUUUACAGCGCUCUCUCUCGCAGCAUGUACUCCUCAAGCAUGCCGGUGCAAUUCUAAGGGCACGAGAGGAGGAGACCAAUCGUGGAAGAUCCCCCUUUGAGAGGAGUAUCUCUGACAUGGGUGUGACGCGGACACCCGCGGUUGACUCGGCUUUCAGCUCAAUGGAUACUACCCCGACGAACGCAACUUCGUCAGGUCUUACUUCCCCAGGAGAAAGACGCCACAUUCACUUCAAUAACGAAGUCGUCCAGUGCAUCGCUGUCGAAGCGAAAGGCGCAGAUGACGACUACAACUGUUGGUCUCAUCCGUAUGAUCAGGACGAUGAGUCGGAUGAUGAUGGGCUGGUCAUAAUGAAGCGAUUCUCUUCGAGGCCCCCAAUUGCGAGGAAAAGAGCCCCUACCAGGAGUUCUAGCAGCGAAAGCAAGACGAUAGCCCCAUUGCCUCCGACCACGCUCAAGUACCGCGGCGAUACACCAGAGCUUCCAUCAUCGGAAGGUCCUGCUGGGAUGACUGAGUCUCCGAACCUGACACACACACCAUCAAUGGAGACCCUACGGCCGUCCAAGUCCCAGACCAAUUUCCUUCUUGAUGACGAGGACGAUCUGGAUAUGCAUUGGCAGCCAAGGCAGCCAAUCUAUGCGCCUGGACCGGACCGACCAUGGUUCGUCAACCCGGAAGACGAAGAAUCUGAAAACGGGUGCGAACUCCACUUGACGCCGUCCGGCAUGUUCAUGCCUUACGAGGAAACAGAGGGCUCUUCGUCUGGUCUCUUCGGACGGGUCAUUAACACCGUCAACACUGCGAGAGAUAUCGCUCACGUUAUCUGGAACGUAGGAUGGAGACGAUGAGCUGAUCUCCCGCUAACGGUCCAAGGUCUUUGAAAGGCCGUUAAGUGGCCUGAGCACGAAGUAUGGUCACGCCCGUUUUGAGUUUACCGUUCAGUCUUCGGACAGCAUAUCAAGGCGUUGUUUCGCAACUAUUUUUUUUAUUCUGGGAGGAAA